Molecule: messenger RNA, 1435 nt
Organism: Anastrepha ludens (Mexican fruit fly)
Lineage: Eukaryota; Metazoa; Arthropoda; Insecta; Diptera; Tephritidae
Exons: 3
Coding region: 305-1117 (270 amino acids)
Molecular function (GO): protein dimerization activity
Source: RefSeq, a predicted model, not a curated record
CUUUGUUGUUUUGUGUGUGUAAUUGUUAAAUGUCUGUUUUCUUUGAUUUUCCUAUUUUAAACUAAUCGCUUUUUUUUAUUUAAUACAAUAGAAUCCCUUAAAAAUACCGAGAGUAUGUGACACAAGAUGGUUGUCGAUAGAGAGUGCGGUUUCUCGUAUCGUGGAUCAGUGGACGGAGCUGAAGCUGCAUUUCGAGUUAGCAGCUACUACUGAAAAGUGUCACAAAGCUCACAUUCUAAACGGAUUGUAUAAAGACGAUACAAAUUAUCUGUAUUUGGUGUUUUUAAAGCCAAUUCUAAAAGAGAUGCAAAGUCUUAAUAAAAACUUCCAAGCACGGAAUGGAAACCCAACCCAAUUACUUUCCGAUGUAAUUGUGGCCAUAAAUUCGCUUAAAUCUAAAAUAAUACCACCAAAUCAUGAAAUUAACAUUUUAGAAGAUGAUUUGGAAAAUGCAGCAGUGCCUAAUAUGUAUUUGGGCUAUGCUUUUGAGCAAAAAAUUAAAGAGGCUCAAUUUCUAUCACAGGAGCUGGAAAUUAGAAAAAUUUGCAUGGAAUUUGUUAAAGAAUUAAUAAUCCAACUACGUGAAAGGUUGCCAGAUAAUAUAGAAAUAAUGCAACUGGUAAAUUUAUUUUCUGUACAAAACAUGCUAAAAGUUUCAAAAAGUAAAGAAAUUUUCAAAGUAUUAGAAUAUUUUGAAUGUAAAAACAUUGAAAAUAUUCAAUUGCAAAUUGAAAAAAUUAAUUUUAUAAAAUGGGAGUUUGUAGAGGACACCAGCAAAUUUUGGACGGAAGUUAUUAAGUACAAAGACGCUGGAAAUAAUAAUCCGUUUAGCGACUUAGCGGAAUUCGCCUUAAAAAUUCUUUCUCUGCCGUGGUCGAAUGCAGAAGUUGAGCGGAUAUUCUCACAAAUGAACAUCGUUAAGAGCAAAUUACGCAACGCCAUGAGCCUUAAAACAUUAAAUGCAAUAAUGUAUAUAAGAUAUGGACUAGAAAGACAUGGCAAAUGUUGCCAUAAUUAUGUCCUGCCAAAUGAAUAUUUGAGUCAAAUAACAAGCAGUGAAAAAUAUUCUGAUGUAUGUGAAGCUGACGAGCUAGACAAUAUUUUAAGUAUCCUUUAGUUUAAGACUGAUUUAGUUUAUAAAUUGAUUAAGUAAUGAAUUUUAAAUGUAAAUUGUUUGGUUUUUUUUUUAUUUUUAAGUGUUUUCAGUAAUAAUUUCUACGUUUCGUUAAAUAAAUAUGUAUAUUUGUUGAAAAUUAAGAUUUUAAUGGCUUAGCAAUUUUUCUAGCAAUUUUCAGAAAAUUUUUAGCAACUUUUAGCAAUUUUUCUUCAAAAAUCUAGCAAUUUUAGCUUGGAAGAUUCUGGCAGCACUGGAUACGAUGGGAGCAAUCCGAGAAAGGUAGGUGGACCUUUGAGAGGUGGACCACGGAGAAAUUGA